This is a messenger RNA of Colletotrichum paranaense, 1443 nucleotides long. Its product is annotated as histone acetyl transferase HAT1. The record is from RefSeq and is a predicted model, not a curated record. Gene Ontology annotation, biological process: subtelomeric heterochromatin formation. Gene Ontology annotation, cellular component: nucleus. The transcript is spliced from 3 exons. Lineage: Eukaryota; Fungi; Ascomycota; Sordariomycetes; Glomerellales; Glomerellaceae. Bases 1 to 1443 code for a protein of 480 amino acids. Gene Ontology annotation, molecular function: histone H4 acetyltransferase activity.
AUGGCUGAGACUGACGAGUGGUCGGCCAACGCCACCGAAUCACUGAACAUCAGCUUGAUCGCACCUGCUACCGGGGCUACAAAGACGAUUGCCACAUUCAACCCCAAGUUUACGUACUCCAUCUUCGGCGAUGAUGAACGCAUCUUUGGAUACAAGGAUCUCAAGAUCAACCUGCGCUAUCGCACGUUCGACAUGCGCCCCAAUGUUCAGAUAACCUACGGCAAGCAGUUCCGGUCCGUUGGAGAGACUGAGGCGGCGGACGUCGAUGCGACUUUGAAGGAGCACCUGCCGUUGGUCGCCUUCCAGCCCGCACGCGAAUUCAACACAAGCUCUCAGAGCCAACCCGCCGACUGGACUCCUCCCGGCAGCCUACACUCGAGCUUCGAGGGACCUGACGGAACGUACGAGGUGUGGAAGGGAAGCCUCGCGGACCCUGCUGUCCGUCAAAUCGUCACCCGUGUCGAGAUUAUGGUUCCAAUGUUCAUCGAAGGUGGCUCGUACGUCUCUCGCGACCCGGAAAAUGAGGAGGACCCGUGGAAGGUCCUCGAGGAUGCCAAUCGCUGGACUACAUUCUUCCUGUACAGGAAGCAGACAUCCCCAGAGACCUCCGACAAGCCUUCCUACACCUUUGUCGGUUACUCAACCAUUUACAAAUUCUUCUGUUUUCGGCCGCCGACGCCGCCGUCAUCCGAGUGGGAUCUGCCGAAGGAGGAGUUUAACCUGCUGGAGGAGCUGCCCUGCCGAUCUCGUCUGUCGCAGUUCUUGAUCUUGCCGCCUUUCCAGGGCAAGGGCAUCGGUGCCCGCCUCUACAAGACCAUCUUCGAGCAUUACUACAACAACCCACAGACCCUGGAGCUGACUGUGGAGGAUCCCAACGAGGCUUUCGAUGACAUGCGCGACUUGGCUGAUAUCACCUUCCUGCGGGCACUGCCAGAGUUCAGCAAGGUGAAGAUCAAUACGAGCAUUGCUAUCCCUAGCCCUCCCAGCGGCACCGUACCCAAGGACCUAGUGGACCAGGAGCUUCUUAGAGAGCUUCGUCAAAAGACCAAGAUCGUCGAGCGUCAGUUCAAGCGCCUGAUUGAGAUUCAGACCAUGUCACAGCUUCCCGAGUCUGUCCGGGUAGGAUUCGGCGAUGAGAAGAAGCCGACACCUACCAAGCAGGACAAGCAUCAGUACCGUCUGUGGCAGCUGUUUGUGAAGCAGCGCCUGUACAGGCAGAAUGCCGAUGUGCUCGGUCAACUGGACCAGUCUGAGCGGUCAGAGAAGCUCAACGAGGCCCUGGUCAGCGUCGAGCUCGAGUACGCCAGAAUUCUUGACUGGCACGCUCGUUGGGUGAAGAACAUGGCUGCUUCCUCCGCCGAGGACUCGGGCAGCAAGCGUAAGUCUGUGGAUGACGGCGAGGAGCAAGGUGCGGCCAAGAAGGUCAGAGUUGAGAGCGCCUAG